Messenger RNA from Fusarium redolens, 1796 nucleotides. RefSeq names its product WLM domain-containing protein. The coding region runs from base 121 to 1554 and encodes 477 amino acids. Lineage: Eukaryota; Fungi; Ascomycota; Sordariomycetes; Hypocreales; Nectriaceae. The record is from RefSeq and is a predicted model, not a curated record. The transcript is spliced from 2 exons.
CAUUCACCUUCACUCUACCGGGCUCCAGGUACUACAUAACCAUUACCAGGACGGUUCGGAACUGAAAUACGUGCUCACAUUUGCAAGCAAUCCAUUUCUUGCCCGUAACUUCAAAGCAACAUGGUUGCUGGGUAUCAGCGGCUGAAUGAAAAGAAAUCGCAACCGAAUCCUAACAUUGUCUUCAUCAAGCCUUUACAGGGCCCAGACAAGCAGAUAGCCCAGGAUUUUCUUGAGAGAAUAGCAGCACAAUGUCGUCCCAUUAUGCGAGAAAACUACCUGUACGUUACUUCUCUAGAAGAGUACGAACCAAAUCGUGAAUUCGUUGGACGAAAUUUUAACGCAGGCGAAGUCGUUCAACUCGUUCUGAAGUCGCCCAGCACUGGCCGCUGGCUACCGUUCAACUAUGUGCAGAUGGUCAUGAUGCACGAGCUGGCACAUUGCAAGCAAAUGAAUCAUUCGAGAGCAUUCUGGACCGUUCGAAACUUGUAUGCUUCUCAGAUGCACGAGCUAUGGUCCAAAAACUAUACCGGAGACGGCCUCUGGGGAAGAGGUGCCAAUCUUGCCACUGGUGAAUGGGAAAAGAAUAGCGUGCUUGCUGAUGAGGUUCUACCAGAGCAUCUCUGCGGAGGUACUUACAGAUCACGUCGCAAGAGACGGGUCAAGCCACAACUAUCUUACCAAGAACGAAAGGAAAGACGAAUCUUGAAGAAGUUUGGCAAGAAUGGGGUCGCUCUCGGUGCCGACGAAGAAGAAAAGGUCAAGUUGGAGAGUGGCAAGAAGAUCCAAGCAAAGCCUCGAGUUGCUGGAAGCAUGAGGGGACGCGAGCUCCGGGCGGCGGCGGCACUCGCUCGCUUCGAAAAGCAAAAGACAGAACCUGAGCCCAUUAAAGAUGAUGACGAGAUAGAUUCCGGGAGUGGCAGUGAAUUUGAGGAUGAGCCUGGGGAAGAUUUUAAGGGCGCUGUCGAUGUCAAUGGUAAGAAACUGCUUGAUGGGCAAGGCCGCGGCAUGGUCAAAGUCUGUGAAGACGAAGAUGCAGAUGAUCCUGGAUCCAGAGAUGAGAGUCAGGAACUUCAAAGAAUAAUUAGGGGCAUCAAGAGGGAGUCACCUAAGCCACAGGUUAUAGAACCACCUCAAGAACCUAGGUCUCAAGUUCUCAACAUCCAGCCAUUACCAUCAGCGCCACCUGCCAGUGCUAUCAAGGCAGAACCUACCAAAGAAUCUAAACAGCCUAAGAUACCAACGACAUCAAGACCUAUCAACCCGGCAAACAAUGCAAAAGCCAUAAACGAAUCCCAAGUCUCACCCCCUCAAGGUUCAGUUCAGCCAGUCACCUCGACGAGCAAUCAGGCACGCUCUGGCGGAACCUGCUCCAUGUGCUCAUACGACAACCCCAAUUUAGCACUUACAUGUGCAAUGUGUGCCAAUGUAUUGGAUUCCUCAACAACAAGCUCGUGGGAAUGUUCGAGCGACGCGUGUCAAACUACGCAGUAUCGCAAUGCUGGCGAUUGUGGAGUAUGUGGAUUGUGUGGUCAAAGAAGAACGGAGGUUGUGUAAAGCCGCAGUGAAUCAAGCCAUAUUCAUUGCGAUAGAAGAUUAUGUUUGACGAUGGAAGUCAGGUAACAUUGCUGUUAAGCAGUAGACAUGACGACUUUUUUUUUUUGGCGACGCUGAGACGCAAUUGCGUUGAAUGAUUUAUGUAGUAACGCCGCAGCACUGUAGCAGACUGAAGUCAUCAUUGGCAAUGCUGAUAAUGUUAGAGCAGUUCGCAUUCAGAGACAUGCAGCAUUAUAACAUCG